AUGAAUGUAGCCAAUGAAGGCCUGGGGGCACAUUUUUCUCCCUGUAUUCUACGUCAGACUGAAGCCCUAAUCCUUCUAUCCGUCAAUCUCUUGGUUCAAAUCUCUCUUCUGCCAUAUACCCUCUAUCAGGGUAAACACUUGGUAAUUGCAAACUUGGGGGAUUCUCGUGCAGUCCUCUGCACUAGAGGCAACAAAAAUCAGCUCGUUUCCGUCCAACUCACAGUUGACGUGAAACCGAAUCUUCCAUGUGAAGCGAAAAGAAUUAGGGACUGCAAAGGCAGAGUUUUCGCAAUGGAUGAAAAAACAGAGGUGUUUAGAGUAUGGAUGCCUGAUGAUAAUUGUCCCGGUCUUGCAAUGGCAAGGGCUUUCAGAGAUUUUUGCUUGAAAGAUUUUGGCCUAAUUUCAAUCCCGGAAGUCUCUUAUAGAAAGCUUACGGACACAGAUGAAUUUGUGGUUCUAGCAACUGAUGGGAUUGUAUGUGGCUGGGAUUAUCUUUUUGACUUUUUGUUGCAGGUCCAUUAACUAUAUUUUUUGUUUCAUAUGGGCUCAGUAUAAACUCACUUUUGUACUUUUGGUUCUUACAUGGGAUUGGACUUAUGGAUCUCCCAUCUUCCCAUUGUUGGUAGAUUGCAUGUAGCUGGGCUUAUUAGCUUUUUGACAUCUUUUUGUUGCAGACUGAGUGACUAUUUUUUUGUUUCAUUGGGCUCAAAACAAACUUACUUUUGUACUUUUGGUUCUUCAAGGGAUUAUAUUUAUGGAUCUCCCCUCUCCCCAUUAUUGGUAGGUUACAUGUCGAUGGUAUUAGUUUUUCUUACAGUCCCAUUGAUUAUUCACUUUUGUACUAUUGGAUCUCCCAUCUCCCUGUAUUGUUGGAUAUAGGUUUAAUCAUUCUCUAUGUAUAUGAAUCUCGUCUUGAUCCCAUAUUUGGAAUAUGUAUGGAUGAUUGGAUAUAUAUGAAAUAGUAUUUUACUUUUUCAUUUGUAAAA
Cornus florida is the source of this 986-nucleotide messenger RNA. Its product is annotated as probable protein phosphatase 2C 33. Bases 1 to 522 code for a protein of 173 amino acids. The transcript has 5 exons. Gene Ontology annotation, biological process: protein dephosphorylation. NCBI's taxonomy places the organism in Eukaryota, Viridiplantae, Streptophyta, Magnoliopsida, Cornales, Cornaceae. Gene Ontology annotation, molecular function: protein serine/threonine phosphatase activity. The record is from RefSeq and is a predicted model, not a curated record.